CACAAGGACUUCAGUCUGUUCUUUUACUGCAGACAUCAUGUCUCCACCAGUCAGAUCAGAAGACCCAGAGAAUCCAAAGGCUUCCCUUCCAAGAUGCCGCUUUCUGGACUAUUGCCUUGUCAUCUCUUUGGUUCUGCUCACUAUGGUGGUGGGGUCACUUUGCACAUUAUAUGUGGCUUGGGAGAGACCGCAAUUCGAAUCCAUUGUUAGUGCACAGAUCCAGAUGAACCAGGAGAGAAGGAACACUCAACUGGUGGUAGAUAACGUUCAGCUGAUAAACACUACUUUGGAAUGGAGUAGGAGCGGGGUGACCAGCACUUUUGUGAACCAAGAUUUUGAACUUGACAAACAGGAACUUGUGGUUAAAAGAACUGGUUACUACUUCGUCUUCUCCCAGAUAACUUUGAAAUGUGUUGAUUCUAAUCAAUGCCAAGAGGAGGCGUCAGUGUCCCUCUCCGUUCUGAAAAACAUUGAAAAAGAGCCGAUCUUGAAGGUAAACGUUUCUAUCGACAAGUCUACGAUGGUGAACAUGAUGCCCCAACCAUCUUCUUUCUCUGGAAGCAUCAGACUUUUGAAGUCAGGUGACAGGAUAAGGGCACAACUCUGGACUAGUCAGACAAUCAAUGACUGGCAGUUUGAUACAGAAUAUAGUGUCCUAGGACUUUCUUGGAUCAGUGAUACUGUCCCCGUGGCCUUUCAAGAACAAUAAGUGACCAAUAUUGGCCAAAUAUAAGACUUAUCAAUGAGAAAAUAAGGAAAAAUGCACUACUGGACAUUGUGCAUGUGACGGCCACAUGUACAAUUAUCAAAGUUUGGGUUACAGAUUUGGGAUGCAUUAUUGGUGUUCGAAAGAAAGCCUUUGUAUCUUUUUGGACUUUAAAAAAAACAAAACAUUUUUAUAUCACUAUGUGAUAUGUCAUGGGAUUAACAGCGCUAUCUUGUAUCUUGUUAUAAGAACCUUAUUACACUUCACAGGUUUUUAUUAUUUUUUACUUUGCUUAGAAUAUGUUGUAAAAUGUGUUCUCCAAAAAUGCUGCUCUAUAUUCCCGAAGAGGUGAUGGACGCUCAAAAUGCAAGUCAACAAUCAGCCAAAUAGUCUGCUCCAUUAGCUUGAUCUCAUUAGCUUUAUCUCAUCAUUUUCAUCAUUUAUCAGACCAACCCAUGAUGCUACCCUCCCUGCUGCCAUGUUGAAAUAACACACCUGAUACAUUGUGAGAAGAUCCAGCAUCUUAUAGACCUUUGGGUGGUUCUUGACUUUUGUCUCACAGUAUUAGCUGUAUUCCUAGAGCUUCUUCAAGCAAAGCCUUUAAGGGAAUGCUAUGAUAAUAUCCAUUGUCAAGUAUGGUAGGAUUGGAUUGUAUUGUUAAUACCUAUUUUUAUACUUGUAUAUUUUGUAUAUUUA
Messenger RNA from Bufo bufo (common toad), 1402 nucleotides. Its product is annotated as tumor necrosis factor ligand superfamily member 9-like. Gene Ontology annotation, cellular component: plasma membrane. Gene Ontology annotation, biological process: immune response; positive regulation of cytotoxic T cell differentiation; positive regulation of activated T cell proliferation. The record is from RefSeq and is a predicted model, not a curated record. Gene Ontology annotation, molecular function: tumor necrosis factor receptor binding. The coding region runs from base 38 to 709 and encodes 223 amino acids. NCBI's taxonomy places the organism in Eukaryota, Metazoa, Chordata, Amphibia, Anura, Bufonidae. The transcript has 3 exons.